Messenger RNA from Nomia melanderi (Alkali bee), 2766 nucleotides. Its product is annotated as nose resistant to fluoxetine protein 6-like. The record is from RefSeq and is a predicted model, not a curated record. NCBI's taxonomy places the organism in Eukaryota, Metazoa, Arthropoda, Insecta, Hymenoptera, Halictidae. Gene Ontology annotation, molecular function: acyltransferase activity, transferring groups other than amino-acyl groups.
AUGCAAAUAACGUACUCGUUACUUAUACUGCAUUUGUAUUGGUCUGUCAGUGGAUUGAAAUUACCGCAAGAUGAACCGGAACAUAAUAAUGAGCAGCUAAUAACAACCGGCGACAGUUUAGAAAAUAACCGUACCAGUUUCAAGGAAAAUAUCGAGAAACGGAAUAACACGAUUCGAUCGAACACAUCGACGUUCCAUUGGGAUGACUUCGUAGACGUGUGGAAUCCUCAGAAAGUUGCAAGAUUUUGGCAAGCCGAUGCUAGGGGAUCUCUGAAUAUUUCCACCAGCUGCGAACGAGAUUUCACGGAUUAUAUGGCGGGAGUGUGGACGGAGCAACAAUGGGCAAUGAAAACAUUUCGUUGGUAUUUACAUUGCGUCCGCGUAGAAUUGGUCGACGCAACCGGCAGGCACAGCUGGGGAUUAUUCUCUGAAAAUAUAUUCUGGUUGGGUUCCCUGGACCAAUGUCGCGAGAUGAGGACCGAAUUCCUCGACAGGCAGAAAUCCGACGUCGAGAAUAAUAACAAAGAUGUACCACCGUUUUUAGUCAACGUCGCGUCCGUCACCUUUACCCUGAAUCCUUUGCACGCGGAACUGAAUAAGACUUUCAGAAUCAUUCUCGGACUCUGCCUGCCGAAUUCCUGCGACACGGAGGACGUCCGGGAGCUGUUCCUCUUCGCCGAGGACUUCCGGAAGAACGGCACGUCCGCGGAAAUAGUCAUCGAAGGCGUUAGAAAUCUUUCGAAGGGUUACUCCGUCUGGGACGAUCCUAUUUUUUACGCUCUACUGAUUACGUUCACCGUGGUCGCUGUUCUGACGUGUCUGGGUACUUUCUACGACAUUACUCUGAGGUACAAAAUAUUACAUUCGAAGAGGUACAACAGCAAUGACGCCCGGGACACGGCGACGGAGCUGAAGAUCAUGCACACCGACCGGAUCAUGGAUGACAAGAUUACGAUCACCAAGCUGUGGUCGGUGAAGGAACACAACAGCGCUAUAGACGUGAGAAACUCGGGCAGCUCCCCGAAACCGUUGUCGGAAGCGUUGUUGUCGUUCAGCCUGUUGCUGAAUCUGUCGAAGAUCUGCAGCCUCGAGGUCGGCGACGACACUCUGGCUCCCAUCCACGGUCUGCGAUUCAUUUCCAUGUUGUGGAUCAUGUUGAUUCACACCUGCCUCACGGUGAACGUGGUAUCCGAGGCGAAAUCGUUCAAGUCCAACGCGGAGAAAGACUUCUUCUAUCAGACGAUCAGCAACGGCACUUACGGCGUGGACACCUUUUUCUUCAUGAGCGGAUGCCUGGUCUCGUUCCUCUACUUCCGCACGAUCACGAAGAACGCUAUGCGGAAGAUGAAACUGAUCAAAAACUUCUGCGGCCAGAUCCUCCAGUUUGUGGGGAUAGUGAUGUACCGGUACUUCCGGUUGACUCCGCCCUAUCUUCUCGCGAUCGGCCUGAUCGUGGUGUCGUCGUCCUGGUACCACGACCACACUAUACUCGACCUGUACGCGUACGAUCACCAAAACUGCAGGAAAUUCUGGUGGAGGAACGUUCUCUACGUGAACACGUACUUCGCCAUGGGUGAACGAUGCAUGAUAUGGAGCUGGUACUUAGCCAACGACACUUUAUUCUACAUCAUCGGAACGAUCAUCAUCAUAGUUGCGAGAAGGUACCUUUCGGUUGCAGCUUUCAUGACGAUCUUCAUCCUGGUUACAUCCUGGAUCAUCACGGCGAUCAUCGCGUUGCGCACGCACCAUGUGCCGAGCGCCCAGGAUCCGUUCGCUCAUUACGAGAGCCUCUACGACAAACCGUGGUCCAGGAUUGGCCCGUACCUUCUCGGCAUGAUGUCCGGCUGGUACCUGCACAAGAUAAAUUGUAGUUUGAGGAUACACAAGACGAUCGCGCUGAUCUGCUGGUUCAUCUCUUUCGUCGUGAUGCUGAGCAUAGUGUACGGGCUGUACGGAACAGCUCCCGGACCAUUCAUGUCCGUCGCGUACACUGUGUUCUCGCAUUCCGGAUGGGCGGUUGCGAUCGGCUGGGUCUUGAUCGCUUGCGUUACCGGCAAUGGCGGGAUUAUAAAUAGAAUACUGUCCUGGAAGUACCUGUACCCACUGUCCAGGGUGAGUUACUGCGCCUAUCUGAUACAUCCUCUGGUGAUGCGAGCGGUGGUCCAGAAAGGAGAGAGUUCGAUGCACUUGACUCUGGGAAUGAUGGUGAUCCUGUUCUUGGGAUUCACGGUCUCGUGCUACGUCGUGUCGUUCGUUAUCAGUCUGCUCUUCGAAGCGCCCAUGGUAUCUUUACUGAGGAUCUGCCAUCCAAUGCGAGCUUGGAAGAAGUAGAAAGACGUCUAGUUUCAACUCGCGCGUAACCAAGUAACGAUCGUUCCACCUUCGCAGGACUGUCCCGUACAAAACAGGCGCAACAAUGUUGCGUAAACCACAUUCGAUGAGAAAUAAGAAAACGAUGGACCUGUCAUCUGCCGAGUCAUCCCGAAGCAACUUCCCAAACAGACGCCGAGCUUGCGGAGGAAGAUACAAUUCCGGAUGAAAAAGGAGAAAGAAGCGAGUUUCGGUAAUCGGUCGCCUAAAACGCAGGAGUUCACACAAGCAAACACGGAAUACGAACGCAACGAACGGCUUCAAGGAAAACUUGUCCAGCGUUCAAACAGUAUCCAUAAAUUUAUGCAUGAGCGAUUAAUUCAAAUGGCCGAUCCGCCUCGCGAUAAGCGCGAGCCGUAGUUUCGGAAACGAAAUGGGAACGGUGCCCUUGAGACU